Molecule: messenger RNA, 411 nt
Organism: Macroventuria anomochaeta
Lineage: Eukaryota; Fungi; Ascomycota; Dothideomycetes; Pleosporales; Didymellaceae
Exons: 1
Source: RefSeq, a predicted model, not a curated record
ACGGACUGCCAUGAGGAUAGCGGCGACUACGUCUACUUCACCAUCUUGUCACCAAAUGGUUCGCUUGCUCUAGGAUCCAAGGAGGAGAAAGCACUUCACUACGUUAAGACUCAGUGGCACCUUAGCUACCCCGGGGCCUUACGCAAGGCAUUGUUUAACGACCCGGAGGAAUUUCCUGGCUGUCCCAAUGGACAUUGCAUCAGUAGGACAAUCCCUGGUACCAACCUCCGCCUGGAAUAUGUCAGGAACCCGAGAGUCUUCAGAGCCGGUUGGCACGAAGGAAACUGCGGAUAUCUGGAUGGCAUUCAGAAAGUCAACAGGUACCUUGUCGUUCGACUAGGCGACUUCGGAUACCUCUCCACAGGCGCCGCGCCACAAAUUCCAGUGAUAAACUUUGUGGAGCAGCAGAUG